UCUGCGAAAUAGUACGAGUUGGUUUUUACACUAAAUCGGCUCUAGUGGUUUCCGAGUUACAGCAAAUCGAUUGUAAUAAUCGCACAAUCAAGCGGCACCGAAAAACCAUAGACCCAUAAAUCUAUCCAUAGACAUUCAAGUUAAUUUUUUACGUUGUUGUCAAACAUAAAUCUGUUAAAUCUAACCUUUACCACCGGUGUAAAAUCUGCAAUUUUGCAAUUAUUUUCUAGCUUUAGAGACAAAAUGAAGGAAAAUAAUGGACAAGACAUUGAUACCAGGAAUGUUGUUAAGAACAGGGAGUUGCUUUAUCGCAUGAUCAUCAGCCAGCUGUACUAUGAUGGCUUCCAGCCCGUAGCCGCUACAUUGGCUGCGGCAGUGCAUGCAGACCCAUGCCCUCCGAGUGACAGGUUACUGAAUGUGAUGAUGGUUGGUCUCCAGCAUGAGCCAGAUCGCAAGGACCGUCUGGCUGCCUCCAGCGCAGCGGAGCACUUGCUGGGAACUACAGGCUUCGACUUGGAGUACGAAAUGGACGCACCCUCCCUCGCCCCCGAACCAGCAACCUACGAGACGGCCUACGUGACCUCACACAAGAUGGCGUGCCGCGCCGGCGCAUUCAGCGCGUGCGGGCAGCUAGUGGCUACGGGCAGUGUGGACGCUAGUAUCAAGAUCUUGGACGUGGAACGUAUGCUGGCCAAAUCGGCGCCGGAAGAAGUGGAUCCGGGCAGAGAGCAGCAGGGGCACCCUGUUAUUAGGACUCUAUACGAUCACACGGACGAGAUAACUGCCUUGGACUUCCAUCCUCGUGAGCAAAUCUUAGUAUCGGCCUCUCGUGACUGCUGCAUUAAACUGUUCGACAUAACCAAGGCGAGCGCGAAGAAAGCAUACAAGAGUAUCACGGACGCCGAGCAAGUUCUAUGCGUAGCCUUCCAUCCCCUCGGCGACCACAUCAUAGCUUCCACCACCCACCCCGUCAUACGUCUGUAUGACGUCACAACCAGCCAAUGCUUCGUGUGCCCAGUACCGAGCCAUCAUCAUACCAAACAAGUCAAUACUAUCAAGUUCUCCCCAAACGGCAAAUACUUCGCAAGCGGCAGCGCCGACGGCUGUAUCAAGCUGUGGGAUACAGUCUCGAACCGCUGUUUCAACACAUUCGUGAACGCGCACGACGGAUACGAAGUAUGCUCCGUGGCUUUUACGAGGAACAGCAAGUAUCUCCUGACUUCUGGCCUGGAUUCUUCUAUAAAACUAUGGGAGCUGUCGAGCAGCAGGUGCCUUAUUCAGUACACCGGGGCCGGAACUACUGGCAAGCAAGAACACCACGCGCAAGCCAUAUUCAACCAUACUGAAGACUACGUAAUAUUCCCCGAUGAAGCCACUACAUCCUUAUGCACUUGGCAUUCGAGAAGUGCUUCGAGAGGUCAACUCAUGUCGCUGGGGCAUAAUGGCGCUGUAAGACACAUCGUGCACUCGGGCACGGCGCCCGCCUUCCUCACGUGCAGCGACGACUACCGCGCGCGCUUCUGGUUCAGGCGGAACACGCAUUAAUAUCUACACUAUACGAAUGAGGGCACGCAUUAACCUUUUUGACGCCAGUGACGGAUAUAUCCGCAUAGGUCCAACGCCGAAGACGGAUUAAUCCGGCACAGACCGCACGUAGGUCUAUGUUGCUCUGUGGUCUGCAUAGAGAUAUAAGUAAGGAUUGGUAAGGAUCAGACAUAGUAUGAACAUGAACAUGUAACCGAGCAACCAGGGGUAAGAGAAAGACAUGUUACUGUAUUGACAGUUUCAUGUAUGGCAGCAUAAUCCUUUUUCUCUUUCACUCUUAUAAAUUUCGGUAUUUCGCCAUCGCCUCCUUGCUAUGAUGCCAUAACCCGACUAUGAAAAAAUGCCCGGUCGGUGAAAGCAUGGCACUGUUUUCUCUUUCCUCUUAUAGGAAACACAAUAAGACUAUCUUUCUCUAUCAAAGAGUGUCAGGCCCUUGGUAAGGAUAAUAUCAACAACAACUGAACAAUUUUCAGCUAAUAUUAUAACCGGAUUAACCGGAACUCUAUUUGCAACUCCUGCUUGUAAUAUUAGUUUUAAAUUGUUUUAACAGUACAUUUUUCGUCAGUUGCGAUACUCGUGACAUCUGGUGUCGAGUAGUACUGAUAAAUCCACUACUUGACGAUAAAUGUCGACUACGAAAUAACCCGCGUUUUUGUAAGAAAACUGACGUAUGGAGUUAGUACUCUAUGCUUACUUUUUUCUCUAUGCAGACUACAGAGCAAUAUGGACCUACGUGCAUGUGCAUAAAGUUCAAUUUCAGUUUUGACACUUCGGUGACGUGGCGUCCGAGUGACAGCUUUUGUGUUUGACACGGCGUCGAAAAGGUUAAACGUAACAUAAUUAAAACUUUUUAAUAAUGCAUUUAUGGCUCUUGUGGUAAUUUUGCAAAACCACGGACGUAUUGCGUAUUUAAAUAAUUAUUUGACUUAGUGAUUGUAAGAAAUUAGAUUUUAAGUUCAUUCUCAAAAUAAAAUUAUAGGUGUAA
Messenger RNA from Cydia strobilella, 2530 nucleotides. It is a transcript of the gene CstF50, whose product is annotated as cleavage stimulation factor subunit 1. Gene Ontology annotation, molecular function: protein binding; RNA binding. NCBI's taxonomy places the organism in Eukaryota, Metazoa, Arthropoda, Insecta, Lepidoptera, Tortricidae. Bases 244 to 1545 code for a protein of 433 amino acids. The transcript is spliced from 11 exons. The record is from RefSeq and is a predicted model, not a curated record. Gene Ontology annotation, biological process: mRNA 3'-end processing. Gene Ontology annotation, cellular component: mRNA cleavage stimulating factor complex.